Molecule: messenger RNA, 1539 nt
Organism: Purpureocillium lilacinum
Lineage: Eukaryota; Fungi; Ascomycota; Sordariomycetes; Hypocreales; Ophiocordycipitaceae
Molecular function (GO): heme binding; iron ion binding; monooxygenase activity
Source: RefSeq, a predicted model, not a curated record
AUGUCUGCUGCCACGAUCGUCAACGUUCUCCCCCUGAAGCCGGUGUCCCUGACAACAGCGGCUCCUCAAUUCCUACUUCUGUGCGCCGUUCUAAUUGCGGCUCAACUGCCCUGGACACGACAUAUCGGCUCAUACCUCGCCCGACGCUUCUAUGGUCUGCUGUAUCUCGUCCGCGGGCCGCAGGUCAUUGACCAUGCGUAUGACAAAGCCAAGGGACAACCUUUUAAGGUUUCAACGCCGUCGAAUGAUCAUCUCCUCGUCACGUCCAAUGAUCUUAUCAAGGAGCUGAUCCAUGCGCCGCUGGAGCAUCUCUCGCUACACGCGGUAGCCAAGGAGAUUCUCCAGCCCAAGCACACCAUGUAUGGCUUCGAAUGGCAAGACCAACGUGGUGUUGAGGGGACUGGCUUCGUUCGAGCACUGCGGAGCCUCUUGACAUCCCAUCUGCCCCAGUUUCAGCCUGACCUCGAGCGUAUACUCAACGAGUCUAUGGAAAAAGAACUAGGAACUAUUCGACCUGACGGAUACGCACACGCAAAGCUCUUUCCGUUGAUGAAGAAGAUUGUGACCAAGGUUAACUGCUUCAUCUUUUUCGGGGACGAGCUGUCGAGAAAUACCGAGUUCACAGAUGCUGCACUCGAGUUUCCACAAGCCGUCAUCUUUGCCGCGGAAUUCCUGCGCAUCACACCAGGCUUCCUCCGGCCGUUCGUGGCGUCCGCUGCUACGAGCAGACACAAAGCCGCGAAGACGCUGCACAGGUAUCUCGUCCCGAUUGUCGAGCAACGGCUCGCGACGGAUUGCAUCCAGUGGCUGAUCGACACGUCGCCGCGCAAGAACCCCUGGACCGCUUCAAGAAUGGUGGGAGAAAUCAUGGCAGUCUGGUUCGGCUCCGUCCAUCAGCUCGCUAUGACUACGACAUAUGCGAUUGAAGAUCUGUGCCUCCACCCAGAGCAUAUCGCUCCGCUACGUGAGGAGGCUCAAGAGCUAUUCCUUGCAGAAGAUUCACCACGCGAUGUCAACAUGCUGUUAUUCCUAGACAGCUUCAUCAAGGAGUCCAUCCGGUGCUCAAACUCAGAUGCUAUUACUUGUCGCCGCAAGGCCCUGGUAUCAUACACAUUCGGGGACGGAUCGACCAUCAACAAGGGCGACUGGGUCUGCGUUCCGCAGCGGGCCAUGAUGCAGGACAGUACGCGGUACCGCGACCCUCAAACCUUUGACGGCUUCCGCUUCGCUCGCGCCAACGCGCAGUUUCGUCACCAGCAGCAGCAACAGCAGCCCUACUCCGCCGACGUCCCCGACCGGAAGGAGUCGAGCCUGACGGACGCCAGCGCGGAGUGGCCGAUCUGGGGAUUUGGUAACACGGCAUGUCCCGGUCGAUUUUACGCCAAUCUGGUGACGAAGCUCAUACUGAUCCGCAUCCUGGACGUGUGGGAGUGCAAGAUGCGGGACCCUGCCGCGCCGAGGUCGAGGGUGUGGCGGUCAAGUAUGGUUCCGAGAGGGGAUACUAUCGUCAUGUUCCGAAAGCGAGAGACGGCAGACUGA